AUGAACACCAGUUGUUCGACAAAAUACUUCGGGGAUAACUGCGAAUAUCAGUGUCACUGUAAUGGGGAUGAAGAUUGCAGCCAAGACGGGUCUUGCCCAAAUGGAUGUGCCAGUGGAUGGGAUGGGGAGUAUUGUCAGCGCGGUAAUGUUGCUGCAGGAAAGUCUUCAGACGCAUCACAGGGAACGACCAAUGGCACGCAUUACGCCUCUUUGGCUCUGGAUGGUUAUACGAAUCAGGCGUUUUCAAGAUGCAGUCAUACAAACCAACGCGAACAUUGGUGGCAGGUGGAUCUAGGGAGGAACUAUGUCCUAUUUACAGUGACAAUAUGGACAAUGGCUGAAAGUGAGUGCAAGAAUACUACGAUAGGUGCAGAAUACAGGGGAACACAGAGCACGACGUUGAUGGGUUUCACCUGUGCGGAUUGGCUUGUAUACAACGGCUACUAUACGCCGGCUGACUCCUACAAUUACUGUCGGAACCCAGACGAUGCCGCUCGUGGACCUUGGUGCUAUAUUACAGCCACACACACAUAUCACUAUGAUUACUGCUUUAUUCCAUACUGUAAAAACAAACUGACGAAUUUUAAGAUCUUGAUAGAUGAAAAUCUCUGCCAUCAUGAAACUGGAACAGUACAGUUUAGUCGAGCACAAGAAAUUAAAUGUGACACGACGGGUCCUGUUGUUGGAAGACGCCUGAAGAUCCAACGAAUGGAACCAUCGUCUUCUCUAACAUUGUGCGAAGUGAGCGUACAGGCUUCCAAUUUAGAGGUUCGUGUCAGCAAGGUCACGUAA
Molecule: messenger RNA, 792 nt
Organism: Lineus longissimus
Lineage: Eukaryota; Metazoa; Nemertea; Pilidiophora; Heteronemertea; Lineidae
Product: plasminogen-like
Exons: 5
Coding region: 1-792 (263 amino acids)
Source: RefSeq, a predicted model, not a curated record